This is a messenger RNA of Penicillium nucicola, 1602 nucleotides long. RefSeq lists its product as uncharacterized. The transcript has 9 exons. Gene Ontology annotation, molecular function: transmembrane transporter activity. Gene Ontology annotation, cellular component: membrane. Bases 1 to 1602 code for a protein of 533 amino acids. NCBI's taxonomy places the organism in Eukaryota, Fungi, Ascomycota, Eurotiomycetes, Eurotiales, Aspergillaceae. Gene Ontology annotation, biological process: transmembrane transport. The record is from RefSeq and is a predicted model, not a curated record.
AUGUCGGACAAAGUGCCUACGCAGAAUAUAUCCAAAACCUUUGGUACUACAACGGCGACUGAUGUUUCCUCCGCCACUGAGAGUGACUCUAGUAAUGAACUCCAUUUCGUCAAACGUGGUGAGGCUCUCGUGGAAGCAACAUCGAGCCAAGAAAGUAUCGAUGGUUAUGAUCCCGACCUGAUGAGCGGCAGAACCCUACUUACAGCGCAGGAAGAAAAGAAGCUGUUGCGGAAGAUUGACUGGCGGUUGAUGACCCUUUGCUCCCUUAUCUUCAUGUUUAAAAAUCUCGACAGUAGCAAUGCCUCCAAUGCCCGAAUUAUGAACAAAGGAACAGAUCAGAAUAUUAUGACACAGCUUGGAAUCACAUCGAAUGAGUACAAUCUUGUGACUGUCCUUUACUAUGUCCCAUAUAUUUUGUUAGAAGCACCCUCAAAUCUCCUACUGAAGAGAUUCUCCCCAUCCAAAUGGCAAUCCAGAAUUAUGAUCAGCUGGGGUGUUGUGCUCAUGUGCAAUGCUGCGGUGAAGAAUAAAGGCGGAUUAUACACAACACGAUUCUUGCUAGGUCUGGCUGAAGCCGGACAAUUCCCCGGUGUGAUUCUCCAGAUGACAUAUUGGUAUCGGCCAGACGAGAUGUCUCUGCGUCUGCUAUACUUUUACAUUUGCGGAAACGUCUCGGGUAUUUUCAGUGGUCUGCUCGCCUACGCAUUUGACACUGUGUCAGGUGCAGCAGGGCUUUCCGGAUGGCAGUGGUUGUUUCUCAGCGAGGGUAUCGCGACCGUGAUCUUUGGUGUGGCCAUUGCCUUUUUACUCCCCGAUUUUCCAGAAACAGCAAGUUGGUUGACUGAAAGAGAAAAGAAGUUCAUUCAAGCCCGACUGCCAGCUAAUGCCCCUCGAGCGAAUGAGAAAAACUUCAAUUUCCGAGAAGUCAUUGAAUCAUUGAAGGAUGUCAGAUUAUGGCUAUUUACAUUGAUCUGGGCUACCUUUACAGUUGGAACCAACGGCGUCACUUUUUACCAAUCGACCGUUAUCGCAAAUCUUGGUUAUACGACCGUUGCCCAAGCCCAACUACUCAACAUUCCUAUCACCGUCUGUGGAAUUCUAUUCAUUGCAGUCACAGGCAUUGCAGCAGAUCGCAGUCGCAUACCCCGACCCCUGUAUCCGCUUUCUUUCCUCGUUGUGAUCAUAGUCUGCUACGGGGUUUUUGUGGCUUAUCCCAGUACAGGCGCUGUAUAUGCUGUGACACUGAUCGGAAAUGCCCUACAAGCAGGAUGGUUCCCAGUCAUGUGGCCAUGGCGAGUGCAGACUACAUCACGAGCUACGGGAUCUGCUUUCUCUAUUGGAUUUGUGAACAGCUACGGUCAAAUUGGAGGUGCUAUCGGCCCGCAGCUGUUCAAUAGCAAAUACGCACCACGUUAUAUAGUCCCCUUUUCCGUGGCUAUGGGUCUCGUUGGGCUUUGUGCCAUUUUGACUUUGAUAACAUGGUGGGUGACUUGGGAUACCGAGCGUGAUACUAGACGUCUGAAGCUCGCCAAAAUUGCGGCGGAGAAAAGGGGCGAGACAAUUCUGGAGGAUGUUAUGGACCAUGACUUGAAGACUCGUUAA